Phragmites australis (common reed) is the source of this 1838-nucleotide messenger RNA. RefSeq names its product transcription factor WRKY19-like. The transcript is spliced from 3 exons. Gene Ontology annotation, molecular function: transcription cis-regulatory region binding; DNA-binding transcription factor activity. The coding region runs from base 634 to 1653 and encodes 339 amino acids. The record is from RefSeq and is a predicted model, not a curated record. Lineage: Eukaryota; Viridiplantae; Streptophyta; Magnoliopsida; Poales; Poaceae. Gene Ontology annotation, cellular component: nucleus. Gene Ontology annotation, biological process: regulation of DNA-templated transcription.
GUCCAGCCCCAAACCCAACCGAAAACUAUGGCCUUAUAAUCUAGUACACAUCAUUCUAUAACUACCACCCUUCUCAUUUCAGGUUUCAUCGUUGAUAAGAGUAGGCGAGUUGCAAGAAGAGAUCGAGUGUCAGAUUCAGUGCAAAACAAGGAAACAACUGAUCAGUUCGGUGUUGUUUCCUUUCAUCUUUCCUCGAAACAAGCAUUGCUUCCUUUCAUUGUCUCCCUUCUUCUCCUUUAUAGUCUCUCGCCAUUCUCUUGCUCAGAAGCUGCAUGCUACGCACCGAGCAGGUGACGUCCCCGAGUGGGAGGUGAAUAUCAAAAACCACCUCGCCACUAGAGAUCUUCCUGUGUUCUUCAUACUGUCGUCUUCGUAUCGUACGUUGCCUCUUCUUUUCUGUUCUGUUUCUCUGAAUCUGUCAUGGUCCUUCCGUUGAUGCUGCCUGCUAGCCUCGCGCUUCAAAUCAGUCAUUGCCGUACCGCGUCGUACGCAAGCUGUUCUUCUUCUUCACCUCCAACGAUUCAUUCUUGCUGCUGAAUUGAUCAGCCACCGACUGGUCCAAGAACGAGCUGUUGCUGUAUAUCCAUUACCCAACCGGAAGCUGCUAGCUCGAUCCCCUGCAUCAGAUUUGCCAUGCAGGACGGUGCAGGAGGAGGAGGAGGCAUCCAUAUGCUCCUGGGCAUCCUGGCCGAAGGCGAGGAGCAGGCGAGGCAGCUCGGUCAGCUGCCCGACGACCCGCGGAGCCGGGCGGAGUACGACUACAGGGGCGCGGCGCGGCGGCUGCAGUGCACGCUCGGGAAGGCGGUGUCCGUCGCCAAGGCCAUGGAAGCCGCGUCGGGGUCGUCGCGGGGCACCGACCGCUCCGACUCGCCGCGGUCGGCGGACGAGAGCUCGGGCGGGACGCCGACGGGGGCGCAGGAGCGCCGAAGCAUGUGGAAGAGAAGGAAAGGUCAACCAAGAUGGACCGCAAAAUUCCGAGUACCAGAUGCAAACUUGGAGGCCACCCCUGACGACGGGAUCAGCUGGAGGAAGUACGGCCAGAAGGACAUCCUCGGUGCCAAGUUUCCCAGGGGUUACUACCGGUGCACCUACCGCACCGCGCAGGGGUGCCCCGCCAAGAAGCAAGUGCAGCGCUCGGACUCUGACCUCACCGUGUUCAACGUCACAUACCAGGGCGUGCACACCUGCCACCAGAAGCAGCAGCGGCAGGCGACAUCUCCUCCCGCCGUGCACGACGUCAGCCAGUCGCUGGCGCAGGACCCGAGCACGCAGCUGCUCGUGGGCUUCAAGGACGUCUUGAAGGUGGAGACCAAGGCGCCGCCGCUUCACAACCACGACGGCACCAUCUUUGCGCCCUCCGCUUCAUUCUCCUUCCCCUCCGUGCCUUUCCACGCCAGCGAGGCGCCGCACAAUCCCGCGGCGGCAUUCUCGCCGUCCGGGUCGAGCUACUUCUCCGUGCCACACUGCUCCGGGAGCAGCUACGACUACGACACGGCUAUGUUUAUGUGCGGGGCGGAGUCGGAGCUCGGCGAGGUCGUCUCCGAGGCGACCGCGACACCUGCGAUCGAUCUCUCCGCUGUUGGGUUCGACUACUCGCUGUACCAUGCUGAGCUCAAUCCGCACCUGCCAUUUGCACCAUUUGGCGGCCCUUAGUGCAUCUCCAGUAGUGGAGAUAUCCAGUGCUAUAGUACCCCCGCAAGUACUGUAGCACUGGAAAUUGGUCUUCAGCGGCUCCCCUAUUUGGUGCUACAGUGUUGCGGAGAGAGUAUGUAGCUGUAAUUUUGCAGGGUACUGCUAGCAGUAUGUAGCAGUAUGUAAUACUGUAGCAGUACUGUUCA